AUGUCAGGUGCUGAAGAACGUUUAAAAAUAUUAUUUACAGGAGGAGCUGGUGUGGGCAAGACUUUUCUAUUAAAGUUAUUACGAGACCAAAUUAAUAGGUGCUACGCAAAGGAUGCGGUUAAAGUCUGCUCACUAACAGGAGUUGCAGCUAGAUUAAUAAAUGGAGCUACGAUACACAGUACUUUAAAAUUGCCUGUACAGAAAGACGGUCGCAUAACAGGUAUGUCACCACUGUCCGGAAACUAUUUGCGAAUAAUGAGGCAACAAUGGCAUCAGACAGAAUUUUUGAUUAUCGACGAGAUUUCCAUGGUGUCUUAUCAAAUGUUAUGCAUGAUGGACGCUCGAUUAAGGCGAAUUAAGAACUGUGAAAAUAAGUUUUUUGGAGGAGUAAACGUAUUACUUUUCGGUGAUCUUUUACAACUGCCUCCUAUAAAACGAUCAGGAUCACCUGUUUUCAAACAGCCAGAACAUCUCCAACCAGCUACACAUCUCUGGCGUUUAUUCACGCUGUGUGAAUUAACUGAAAAUAUGCGUCAGCAAGGUGACCAGACUUUUAUUGAUAUUUUGAAUGCUUUGAGAGUCGGUGAGCUAACAACCCAACAUUUUAGUAUUUUAAUGGGAAGACUUCUUCAAGACACGAGUGAUGAGUUUGCAAUAGACAAAGCGUUAAGGGUAUACCCCACAAAUCAACAAGUUAACGACCACAACUCUGCUGUAUUGAAUUUGUACAGAAAUAAAUGCGAGACAAUUGACGUGCCCCACGGUUUUAUUUUAGUUUAG
This is a messenger RNA of Parnassius mnemosyne (clouded apollo), 780 nucleotides long. NCBI's taxonomy places the organism in Eukaryota, Metazoa, Arthropoda, Insecta, Lepidoptera, Papilionidae. The record is from the annotation of a GenBank genome assembly.